Messenger RNA from Panicum virgatum (switchgrass), 1594 nucleotides. Its product is annotated as cold-regulated protein 27-like. Lineage: Eukaryota; Viridiplantae; Streptophyta; Magnoliopsida; Poales; Poaceae. The record is from RefSeq and is a predicted model, not a curated record. Bases 564 to 1169 code for a protein of 201 amino acids. Gene Ontology annotation, biological process: response to cold; regulation of circadian rhythm. The transcript has 4 exons.
AUAGGCGCUCCCCCGGACCAGCUGAGAUGCAUCUGCUCCCCCUCUUCGUCUUCGCCUUCUCCUCCCCCAUCUCGUUUGAUUUUUCCUCGCGCAGGCGGCAGGCUAUAAAUAAAUUCGAGCCAGCCUCUGCAGAGCUCGAUCUCCCGCUCUCUCCUCUCUACCCGAGGCGUGCGGUGCCUCAGAUUUUUCCUCUGUUUGCAGCGAAUUUGCGGGAGAGCUGUUCCGUCUCCGUCUGAAUCUCGAGAAAUAUCUUGGGCUCUCCGGUUUUAUUUCUCCGCCGUUUCCUUGAUUUUCUCUGUGUGCGGGGGGUUCUUGGCCCUCGCGGCGAAGAUAUCAUCCAGCUCUUUGCGCGCUUCUCUCCCGAUCUUUUGUUGAUUUUUAUGGGUUUGAAUUGAUUGCUCCUUCGCCCUCGGAAGUUUCCUGGGUUGAUAAUAUAAUAUCCAACCGGAUAGGCACUUUCCCCAUCUCCAUUUGGGUUGUUUCCUCUUUGAGAAAGGGUAGCGGAGAGCGAUCCGGGCCGUUGCAAUUUCCUCACCUCAUCGGUUACCCUGGUUCUUGAUCCGAUGGGGGAUGUGUCGUUGAACCCCCAGCCAUUGAUCAACGACGAGCCACUGACCCUGCCCGCUACUGCUGCCAAGGACAACCAAGUUCGAGACUUGAUGUCAUCCGGAUGGACAAACGAGCGGCACAGUUCCUACAUAAGCUUCAUGGAGGCAUCCUUCGUGGACCAACUAUAUGGACAUCAGAACCAUGGGCAUGAUGUGAAUAAGAGACAUCUGGGUGACAAUGGGUUCAAGGUGAUCCAAGAGGGUGUAUGUAAGAAUAUCAAGUUUGAGAGGAACCACCCUCACCAUGAUGCCAGAAUAAACUGCCUGCCUGAGAAUCCAUUGGUCAGGCGUUUCAGGCCACGCAGUACUGGUUCAAGUCGCCGUGAUGAUUGUUUCGAAGCUAUGGCGGAGGAUUACGGGUCAGGUACAGAUACGGUCCGAGAGAAGGUCCGGAUGCAUGGAAGAGAAGUGAGGACUUGUGCCAGACAAAAUCUUAUUGGUAAAAGCAAAGAAGUAUCUGAUCAAAAUUUUCCUGAUGAGGAGGUUGAAGCCAGUAAUGAACCAUCCAAGAAACAGAGGCCUACAUCAUCCAGUUCUAAAUCAAAUGAUCAGGGAACGUAAUAGGAUCGAUGAUCCUGAUCUGUUGUAAGUAAUGGAAGUUUGUUUUUCGUCUGAAAAAUCACAUGCUGCUACAAAAAGGUGGUGGCAUCCAAGGUGCUCCGAAACCUGAAGGAUGGCAUGGAAUACUUAUUCUGGGAUCGUUCUGAAACUCUCUGUUAGGUCGUGCUGGCAGUUUGAAGUUUUCUUUGGGUGCAAACUGAAUUAUAUCCUGUGUUAGCUCUCGACAGUGGUUUAUUUGCGGUGUGAAAGACUGCAUUCAUAGGAUGUUUCUUCACUCCUUGGGUGUAUUACCUGAUGUUUGUUAAAUCAAUUUUUUUUUUUGCGCUCUUCGAGCAAAUUCGUUUGGAGAAUUCGAGCAGCUACUGUCUGCAAAGUUUAUGUUAACAUUGAUGCCUUUCACGGCAUUGAAAACGUUUUGAAAUGUU